AUGGUUUCAUGGGCUUUUAAUUCCUUUUUGGAAUUCUCGGUUGCUUCUUGUUAUGCGUUUUAUGCUAAAGCUCUAAUUCCUUUUGGUCCUUCUAAUAAGUUUGACGACGCUUUUCGGCUAUUGUGGAAAUCGGAUUUGCCUUUCAAGAUUAAGGCUUUUGGUUGGAGACUCCUUCUUGAUAGACUUCCUACAAAAGAUCUUUUGGUAUAUAGAGGUAUUUCUAUCCCUUUAGAUAAAUUAAAGUGCAUAUUUUGUGGUUAUGGUGUAGAGAAUAUGAAUCAUUAUUUUUUUGGUUGUAGAGUGGUUAAUAAUAUAUGGAGUGAAAUAGCUCUUUGGGUGGGUAAAGUGGAUAUAUUGGAGGAUGAGUGUUUGUCGAAUUUUAUUGAUUGA
Vicia villosa (hairy vetch) is the source of this 390-nucleotide messenger RNA. RefSeq lists its product as uncharacterized. NCBI's taxonomy places the organism in Eukaryota, Viridiplantae, Streptophyta, Magnoliopsida, Fabales, Fabaceae. The record is from RefSeq and is a predicted model, not a curated record. The transcript has a single exon. The coding region runs from base 1 to 390 and encodes 129 amino acids.